CUUGCAGCCUCAGCUUCCAAACUGCAAGUUUGCAAUUGCUUGCAAAUGUAGGCAAACGGGUGGGUUCCCAAAACUGCCUUCCUUUUUCUUUCGUCCAGGGCUGAUCCUCCACCCAAACAGCUACUUUGCAACCCAUCAUCCCCACCUCCUCCUCCUCCUCAAUGCCUGGUCCUUUUGCCCUCCGAGGGAUCCGCAGCACAAAUAUUUCUGUGUGUCCAGAAAACAUGGCGGAGGCUCCAUCUGGCUCCGGGAAGGUGACCCUUUUCAGCCAGAAGCAACGAGGGGGACUCACCUACCGCAUCCCAGCCUUGCUCUACCUGCCCUACGAGGCCACCUUCCUGGCCUUUGCGGAGGAACGCUCCUCGCCCAGAGACGAAGACGCCAAGUUCCUGGUGAUGAGACGAGGGAAGAAGGAAGGAACUUCUGUCCAGUGGGGUCCUCUCGAAUCUCUGGAGACGGCUGCGCUGCCCAGCCACCGCACCAUGAACCCUUGUCCGGUGUACGACAAAAAGAACGGCACCAUCUUCCUCUUUUUCAUCUGUGUCCAGACUUAUAUUACUGAGUGGCACCAGAUCAGGACGGGGAGAAACGCUGCCAAGUUGUGUUACGUCUCGAGCCAAGAUGGCGGACGCACCUGGAGCCAAACCACUGACCUCACGGAGGAAGUGAUCGGGGACGACGUGAAAAACUGGGCCACGUUUGCCGUGGGGCCAGGCCACGGGGUGCAGCUGAGUUCUGGGCGGCUAGUCGUUCCGGCUUAUGCCUACUAUAUCCAUAAGCGUUUCUUUGGCCGGCCGCUGACUUGCUGGACCAAACCCCAUUGCCUCACCUUCUACAGUGAUGAUGGCGGACAGAGUUGGACCCGGAGCCAACCCCUGAAGAGACUGCGGACGUCGGAGUGCCAAGUCGCUGAGCUGAGGCGCCCCGAUAAUACCCAAGUCUUGUAUUGCAAUGCCCGCAGUCUCCACAAAUACCGGGCUGGGGCUCUGUGUGCGGAUAGUGGGGACCAAUUCAUGAAUUCAUCCUUGUGCAAAGAGUUGUGCGAGACCUCACGGGGGUGCCAGGGGAGCGUGGUGAGUUUCUCUCCCAUGCUCGAGCCUUUGGAUCCAGGUUCAAAGGAAGAUGCUGGCAAAACAAGUCCGGUGCGUGACACCAGUCCUUUCUCGGCCUCGGUCAAGUGCGUCAAGUCAUGGCUAAUGUUCUCCCAUCCCACAAACAGACACAGGCGUUUGGACCUGGGCAUCUACUUGAAUACCGACCCAUUGGAUCAGGGCUCAUGGAAAAACCCCUGGGUCCUGAACUCAGGACCCAGCGGCUACUCUGACCUGGCCGUCUGCGAGGAAGGCAACUCCCAGAUGUUUGGCUGCUUGUUUGAGUGUGGGGCAUCCCACGAGUGCGAGGAAAUUGCCUUUCAUUUAUUCACCGACGCUGAGCUCCUGAGAAAUGUGGCACAAAGCAGUCCAUGUGCUGCUUCUGCUGCAGAGUCACAGUAGUGGCCUAGAAACUUAUGCUCAAGAAUAUAUAACAUUUGGACAUUAAAAUGAGAAUGUAUUUCCUUAUUGGCUUCCUAUAGUGAGGGCAUGUCUUUGGGAAAUGACUGCCACCUUUAGGAGACUGAGGGUGCAUCUACACUGUAGAGAUAAUGCAGUCUGACACCACUUUGGCAGAAAUAAUCCAGUUUUGGCACUACUUCAACUGCCAUGGCUCCAUCCUAUGGAAUUCUGGGAACUGUGGU
Messenger RNA from Sceloporus undulatus (fence lizard), 1735 nucleotides. RefSeq names its product sialidase-3-like. The transcript is spliced from 3 exons. NCBI's taxonomy places the organism in Eukaryota, Metazoa, Chordata, Lepidosauria, Squamata, Phrynosomatidae. Gene Ontology annotation, cellular component: cytoplasm; membrane; lysosome. The record is from RefSeq and is a predicted model, not a curated record. Gene Ontology annotation, molecular function: exo-alpha-sialidase activity. Gene Ontology annotation, biological process: oligosaccharide catabolic process; ganglioside catabolic process. The coding region runs from base 162 to 1493 and encodes 443 amino acids.